Pseudophryne corroboree (corroboree frog) is the source of this 2039-nucleotide messenger RNA. It is a transcript of the gene CDR2, whose product is annotated as cerebellar degeneration related protein 2. Bases 255 to 1607 code for a protein of 450 amino acids. The record is from RefSeq and is a predicted model, not a curated record. The transcript has 5 exons. Lineage: Eukaryota; Metazoa; Chordata; Amphibia; Anura; Myobatrachidae.
AAUCAGCUAUUGGUCAGUUUGUACAGCGCCCAGCAGCUCUGUGGCUGGUGACGUCACGCUCUCGGGCUGCCACGUUGUGGAGAGGUUCGGUGGGGAUCGGCGAUUUCCGGAAAGGGGCUCGGCGAUGGGGGCGGCUGCUACUGCUGCUGCUGCGGAGAGCCGGUAACUGCUUCUUGAGCUGUCAGCAUCAGCCGCCGCCUACAGCAGUCAGCACUCAGCAGCAGUCCCGGGAGGAGAGCGGAGCAGCAGCAAUCAUGCUGACCGACAGCAACGUGGAGGAGUUUGAGAUCAAGGAGGAUGAGCCGUGGUAUGACCACCAGGACCUGCAGCAAGAUCUGCAGCUUGCUGCUGAGCUGGGCAAGACCUUGCUGGACCGUAACACUGAACUGGAAGAGUCAUUGCAGCAGAUGUAUAGCACCAACCAGGAGCAGAUCCAGGAAAUUGAAUACCUCACAAAGCAGGUGGAUCUAUUAAGGCGAAUGAACGAGCAACAUGCCAAGGUUUACGAACAGCUGGAUGUCACAGCUAGAGAACUAGAGGAUGCCAAUCAGAAAUUAGUUCUGGAGAGCCGGACAUCACAACAGAAGAUCACUGGUUUGACAGAGACUAUUGAAGGGCUGCAGGGUCACAUUGAGGACCUUCAGAGACAAGUGGAUGACCUGAAGAAGCCGGGACGUGCUUGUCGCAGUCGUGAGAGGUUUGAGCAAUCUAGGUCAACCCACAGCUUCUCCUGUCUGAAGGAGCUGUAUGAUCUCCGCAAGUAUUUUGUUUAUGAUCAUGUCUUUGCGGAGAAGAUCACAUCCUUACAUGUGCAACCUGGUCCCAUAGAGGAGGAAAACGAGAACCUCAGAAAGACCUUGGCUCUUUUGGAAACGCAGUUCAGCCUAGAACGCAAAAAAAGAGAGAACUUGGAAGAGGAGUACAAUCUAGUGCUAAGGGAAAAUGCAGAACUGGAGCAGAUCCUUAGCGACAGAGACUCCUGUCAUGCCCGUGCUGAAGAGCUGGAGGCAGAGGUGGCUGAAAUGCGUCAGAUAUGUCGGACAGACAGCGUAUUUGCAAGCAGUGUUGAAAAGCUGAUACCAGAGUCCAUAUUUAUCUCCUUCAAAGAAAUUGCAGAUAAGGAUUUUGAACAGGUGACAUGUAUACAGGUUACAGAGGUGGACAAAAAGCCUUUAAAAAGAAGCUCCAGUGAGAUGAUUCUGCCAACUGUUACUGCAGAAGCUAUCAGAAAUGGACAUGAGGAGACCUGUAUCAGGAGGACUGAGGAUGUUAAGCAAAGGGGAAUUUCGCUUCUUAAUGAGGUUGACUCUCAAUACAGUGCUCUGAAGGUGAAAUACGAGGAACUUCUUCAGCGGUGCCAGCUGGAAGAGGACUCCUCAGGCCACAAAGCUUUCCAGACAUCAAAGCCAUCCAGAAGCCCGUCCAGUAUAGACCACUUGCCACCAGAUGUACUAGGUUCUGCAAAGUACAAUGCUAGUUCCCCUGUCUCUCAGCCAGAGUAUAAAGUUCUCUUUCAGGAAAUAUUUAGCUGCAUUAACAAAACCAAACAAGAGAUUAGUGAGCACAGAACAAAAUACAAAUCUGUUUCUAACCACCCGAGUAGCUAGAAGGACCAGCAUUCCUGAACUUUUUAUAUUUUUUCUAAUUAAAUGUACCCACUACUUAAAAAAAGGGAAAAAAAUGUGUAUGUUCAUAUGUUUAUUUUCACCUAAAUUAUUAUUAUUUUUUUAAUUCUUGCCCCCAAGACUACUUAUGACUUUCUCUUGGCUUCCUCACAAGCCAAUUAACACGUUCAACUGAGACGACCCAGACUGGUGAUGGAUUGCAUUAUGCUUAAUUCAUGUAUUUUUACUAUAAGUUAUUUGGUUUUCUCAGAUAUGCUUUAAUUAUAUCUGCUUAGGGACUUAUAAUAUGAGUAGUUAUCUACUUUGAUAAGACCUUCAACCAUGUUUGUUACUACUUGGGAAGAAGCCAUACAACAAGCACUGUUUCGGUGUGACAAAAUGUAUUUUCUAAAUUAAAGUACUUGCAGUCUUUUA